GAGGACCUGGCGAACGGACACUUAAAAGCACUCGACAAGAUAUCUGAUAAGGGUUGGCAUGGAUUCAAUGCAAUCAAUUUGGGCACCGGUAGAGGCUAUACAGUUCUCGAGAUAAUCAAAGCGUUUGAAUCGGCGAAUGGCAUCAAAAUUCCGUACAAAAUAGUGGACCGAAGGCCGGGAGAUGUGACGGCACUCUAUGCCGACUCACAGCUAGCGCUGGAAAAGCUAGAGUGGAGGGCUGUUAGGAGUUUGCAAGAGAUGUGCGCCUCUGCCUGGAAAUGGCAGUCAAACCAUCCAAACGGAUAUAACACCAAAAAAUAA
Oppiella nova is the source of this 321-nucleotide messenger RNA. Lineage: Eukaryota; Metazoa; Arthropoda; Arachnida; Sarcoptiformes; Oppiidae. The record is from the annotation of a GenBank genome assembly.